GUGAUAUUGAAGGGUGCAUUGGAAGAAUUAACACGUGCAAUAUUCGGCAAUGAAAUAAAAAUGCGCUGGGUGGAUGCUUAUUUCCCAUUCACACAUCCAUCAUUCGAAUUGGAGAUUUAUUACGAUAAUGAUUGGAUGGAGGUGCUGGGCUGUGGUGUUCUCGAACAGAAAUUGCUGAGUAUGGCUGGUGUUCGGGCCAGAGCUGGUUGGGCGUUUGGAAUCGGCUUGGAACGACUUGCGAUGGUUCUGUACGGUAUUCCGGAUAUCCGUCUGUUUUGGUCAACAGAUUCGGGAUUUAAAUCACAGUUCGCUGGAAUAAAACCGAAUGAUAGGGUGAAGUAUAAAGCGGUUAGUGUACAUCCUCAGUUGUAUUUGGAUUUGUCGUUCUGGUUAUGCGACGGGGUCAAUUCUGAAGAGAUGACCGCGAAUACGUACGACUUGAUUCGGUCGGUUGGCGGUGACCUCGUGGAACAGGUGAAUCUGAGUGAUUGUUACUUGAACAAAAAGACUGGUCGUUUAAGUCAGACCUAUCGAUUGGUGUAUCGCAGUAGUGAACGAGCAUUGACCAAGCACGAAGUGAACAUCCUCCAUAAACAAAUCGAACAUCAACUAACACAAAAGUAUCAUGUUCAGAUCAGAUAG
Messenger RNA from Anisakis simplex (herring worm), 642 nucleotides. The record is from the annotation of a GenBank genome assembly. NCBI's taxonomy places the organism in Eukaryota, Metazoa, Nematoda, Chromadorea, Rhabditida, Anisakidae.